Molecule: messenger RNA, 750 nt
Organism: Carassius carassius (crucian carp)
Lineage: Eukaryota; Metazoa; Chordata; Actinopteri; Cypriniformes; Cyprinidae
Product: guanine nucleotide-binding protein G(T) subunit gamma-T1-like
Exons: 3
Coding region: 106-327 (73 amino acids)
Biological process (GO): G protein-coupled receptor signaling pathway
Cellular component (GO): heterotrimeric G-protein complex
Molecular function (GO): G-protein beta-subunit binding
Source: RefSeq, a predicted model, not a curated record
GAUUGCAAAGUUUAUGCAGAUUACUUUAUAAACCGGAUUGAGAGAGAGGUGCAGAAUCUCAGUCCAUUUUCACAGGUGGAGGAGACCGCAUCGUAAGCGGCAACAAUGCCGGUCAUAAAUGUAGAAGAACUGACAGAUCUGGAUAAGGCUAAAAUGGAAGUAACCCAGCUCAAAACAGAGGUCAAGCUUGAAAGGGCGAAGGUGUCCAAAUGCUGUGAAGAGAUCUCAGAGUACAUUCAGAGCGGAGCAGAUGAGGAUCCUUUGGUCAAAGGCAUUCCAGAGGAGAAGAACCCAUUCAAAGAGAAAGGUGGAUGUGUCAUUUGUUAACGAGGAUAGAGAAACCCCCAACUUUUACAGUUUAGUGUUCAGUACUGCCUAUGGACACCAGCUAAAAUUUAAUAAUAGCUGGAACUCACAAUACAUGAAAAAGGACAAUCACAAACAUGGAUAGAUGUUCAAUGAACUCUAAAUGGCUUUUUUCCCCUCCCUUUUUCUAAAUGAGUCCCCAGGAUCUGGACCCCAAUAUGUUGUGUGUUCCUCUUUGACGUGCUGUAAUACCAUUGGGCACUGAUCACCAGAGAUUUGUUUGAUGGACUAAUGCAUGUAUUUCUUUUUUGGGCAGCCAGCCAAGGGGUAACAUCUGUGUGACAAAACAGGUUGAAAGUGGAAUGUUUGAGCUUGUAAUUCACAUGAUAAAUCAAUGCUUAAUCUGUGGAAUAUUUUAGCUAUUCAAUAAAAUCACAUUACUUG